CGCCGAGUGAUGACGCAAUUUUAGCGCGACAGCGACACAAGCUCACGUGGAGUCUGUGAGCAACCAGAACCCACAACCAUGCUGCGGCUCCGGGCAGGCUGGCUGAGCGUGAUAGGAGGCAGCAUUCUGCUGAGUGAUAGCGCGAGGGAUCCCAGCGGUUCCUUCCUGUUUGACAGCAGCUCCCUGGAGAAGCCAAUCCCAACUCCAGGGCAGGAUUCCUCAGUCGACCCCCCGACCGGUUCCGACAGGAUUCUGGCCGCGUCUUUCUCCCCCGCGGGGGAUUAUUUUGCGUUGACCGAUGACAGUAAAAGACUCGUCCUCUUCCAGACUAACCCCACGUGGGAGAAAAUCAGCACCAGGGGGGUCUCCCGGCGCUGCACGGCUCUCACUUUCUCAGCGUGUGGAAAGCGUGUCCUGGUGGCAGAUAAGUCCGGCGACGUCUUCUCGUUUUCGGUUACUCGUGCGCAGGAGGAAGGACGCCUGGAACUGGGGCAUUUAUCCAUGUUACUGGACGUGGUCGUGAGUGACGAGGGUGACUAUGUCAUCACGUGUGAUCGCGAUGAGAAAAUCCGCGUCAGCGCCUGGAACUCCCCACACGUGAUCGCUGCCUUCUGCCUGGGACACCGAGAGUUUGUGUCGAAGCUGCUUGUUCUUCCAGGACCUCGCAAGCUGCUUCUCUCUGGAUCAGGGGACGGGUCGGUGCGGCUCUGGGAGUACGAGACGGGCCGAGAGGUUCACAGCAUCAGCCUGAGUGCGGCCUGUGGGGCCCCGGAGUCCCAGAGAUUGGCCGUCUCCAGGAUCAGUUGUUGUCCUCGUGGAGAGCACGUGGCUGUCUUGUGUGACAGGGUGUGCGGCUUCUACGUGUUCUCGGUCUCCUCUGUUCCACGGCUGGAGACGCCACGGUUUGUCUCGGUCGCCUCCACCCCCCUCGAUCUGGAUUUCGAUGACUCCUCUUCCCUUUGGGUUUUAUGUAGAGAUGCGGAGAGGCCCCUCGUGUGUUACGGACAGAUAGAUGGACGCUGGCAGCCAGUACCAGAAGACCCCUCUAUGAAGAGACAUUCGGAGGCGAUCAGGAAAAAUUGGGAGCGUUUGGAAGGGCCCGAGACCCCCGAGAGCCCCUUCACCAGUCUCUACAAAGCGGUGUGUGACAACAUGUCCUCUUACCUGCGCAAAAAGGAGGCGCGGAUCGAGGCAGAAAAGCGCAAAGUCUCUGCGGCCUCAGCUGUGUCGGUCAGUAAAAUACAGAAGACCGAGCGGUAGGGCCGGGGCCCCAAACCUGUGAGGGCUCAGCCAGGGCACUGAAAGAACCGUAGAUACCCCACGGAUGAGGGGGAAAGCAGGGGGGGGGGUUUAUGCUCAGAGGAGAGGAUCUGCGCCCGGAGCCUCCAGCUUCUACUUUGAAUGAUGGACGAAGAAGAAAAAGCUCUUCUGUAAGGUGGUCCCGCGACGAGCCCCCCCGAUCUUGUGUAUAUUCUGUAGUAGAGACUUGUCCUGACACCAGGAGGAGGUGGCUGCCAUGAAAUGUUUUGUUUGGUGGAUAAUCCUCGCUGUUUACAUUUUGGAUUAGAAAAGAUUUCUGAA
Molecule: messenger RNA, 1581 nt
Organism: Spea bombifrons (plains spadefoot toad)
Lineage: Eukaryota; Metazoa; Chordata; Amphibia; Anura; Pelobatidae
Gene: WDR4
Product: WD repeat domain 4
Exons: 11
Coding region: 79-1260 (393 amino acids)
Biological process (GO): RNA (guanine-N7)-methylation
Cellular component (GO): cytosol; nucleus; tRNA methyltransferase complex
Molecular function (GO): protein binding; tRNA (guanine(46)-N7)-methyltransferase activity
Source: RefSeq, a predicted model, not a curated record